Molecule: messenger RNA, 960 nt
Organism: Pelmatolapia mariae (spotted tilapia)
Lineage: Eukaryota; Metazoa; Chordata; Actinopteri; Cichliformes; Cichlidae
Exons: 5
Coding region: 101-784 (227 amino acids)
Source: RefSeq, a predicted model, not a curated record
UUGAGGUUUAUGAAGGACGCUGUUUGUCCUCCUUUCUUCAGCGGAUCAUCUUCUGCACUAUCAGCAGCACUUACACUGCAAAUCGGACAUAUUGGCGAGCAUGGAUGCAUUAAACCUGUGCUUUAUUCUGCUUAUACCACUAACUGCAUGCUCACAAGAUUUGGGAGGAGAGACUGUUGUGAAAUCAAUUGGGAAACAACCAGAUGUCACUCAAAUAUGCACCAAUGCAACACAGAGUAUCAUCACACUGAUAGUUUGUACGAUCAGAACUCAGAGAACUGGAGGAGAAAAUUGUGUUCUGCUGUAUGAAUAUGGACGGGGCUUUGAACAGAAAUGUGACUCCAGGUUCACACUGAUGAAAGAAAAUCAGACUGUGUUUCUCCACCUGAUCAAUUUAACAUCAGAGGACAGUGGGAGCUACACCUGUCAGUGUACAACUCCUGAAAGAACAAAAAUUCUCCAUCUUAAUGUCACUGUAGAAGGUAAACAAGAAUUAAGCAGCAGGUCUCCAACAGAAACAGUUCCUCUUACACUGAUUUGUGUAACCGUGUUCAUCAUUGUGAACUUAGUUAUCUUUGGAUUUAUUCACGCACGACUGCGCCGCAGAAAACCAUCGCGUAGUCCUCAAAACACGGGGUCAGAGGACAUUGAGCCGUACAGCACCUACAUACGGAAAGAAAGUGGACUUUAUUCAACUGUUCAAAUGCACGACUCUAAACAGAAUACUAACAGUUCACAUGUGUCAGCAGACACAAUUGAGACAGUCUACGCAGGAGUACAAUAAUAUUAUAUCAAAUUUUUCACAACUCACAAGUGUACUUUGGCAAAUUCACCACAGGGUGGCAUCAUUUGACUGACAAAUAAAGAACUGACCAGAAUCAGCUUUAUCAUCUUAGCAUUUUAGUAUUGUGUUUUUAUGUAAAUAUUUUGUUACAAACUGCAGUAAAACUUUAUCCAUCA